Molecule: messenger RNA, 654 nt
Organism: Rotaria sordida
Lineage: Eukaryota; Metazoa; Rotifera; Eurotatoria; Philodinida; Philodinidae
Source: the annotation of a GenBank genome assembly
AUGUAUGAAGCUAUAAGACCAUUUGGUUUAUCAACUGUUAAUGAUAUUACAUGGGAUCAAAUCACAAAAUGUAUUGAAUUAUUUCAUAUGGAAAAUAUAAAUGAAAAUGAUUUGUUUCAUGAAUUUAGCGAAAUUCAAAUAAUAUUUAAAGCUAUACAAGAUAAGAACAUUUCUCUAUAUGAUCAAGUUCAAUUAUAUAUUAGUAAUAAAACCAAUGCAAACAUAACAACAGCUUCUUCUAGAAAAUUCUUUUCAGACAAAGAAGUUGAAGAAGAACAACCAGAUAAUGAUGAUGAUGAUGAUUCAACGGAAGAAAAUGGUGAAAAAAAAGAAAUACGACCUGAUCAACUAUGGGCAAUGCUUUUAUCUGUUAAACCCAUACCAUCUCCUAAUCUACACAAGUUCAUUUCUUUUUUAUUCUCAAUUCCUUGCAGUAAUGCAUAUGUCGAAAGUGUUUUCUCGAUAAUGAAACAUUUAUUUGAUGACAAACGAAAUCGUAUGUCAACAGAACUCAUUGCAGCUGAAUUAAAAAUUCGUUUAAAUUCGUCAUUAUCGUGUACAAAAAUUUAUGACUUUCUCUUGUCAAAACCAGAAUUAUUGAAACUUAUCCAUUCGAACGAAAAGUAUUGUACGAAAAAACAACGUGUAAAUUAA